AAAGCUGGUUUUACAGUAUUUAAAUCAGCAUUCCAUAAAUUAUAAAAUAGUUGUGAACAAGUAUAUAGUGGGAUAGUCAAAACUGUAAGAAUUCCACCCAAAGAGCCCAACAAACUGAAAAACUGAAACCGCGGCGGAAUGGAGAAGAAGCCUGCCGACUCCGCCGGUGGUUUUUCCGGCGAGAAAAACCCAGAAUCUGUUUUGAUUCGUGAUCCCGGCAAGGCGGCUGUCGAUCAUUUCUACGAAAAGCUUGCAAAAUUGAAUGAAUCAUCUGGUCUCAGCUCAGUAUUUAACCUUCGUGAAACAAUGCUGGAUUUGCAUCAGUUUUACCGAGAAGUGAUGAAGAGAGGGGGAUUUUAUCAGGUGACUAAAUUCGGAAAAUGGGGUGACGUAGCAUCAGCGUCGAACUUGAAGAGCUCUUUAUCCAUAUCAGCAGCUCAACUUCAGAACAUUUACGAAAUACUCCUUCUCCAAUAUGAACUCAUGUACUGUCGUAAGAUACCUCAAGUCGCAAAUACAUGGCCUAAUAAAAGUAAACAAACCAAUCGACUCUCUUCUUUUAACAUUUUUUUUGAUAAACUUUUCGAAUCCAUCUAA
Messenger RNA from Erythranthe guttata (spotted monkey flower), 597 nucleotides. The record is from RefSeq and is a predicted model, not a curated record. Lineage: Eukaryota; Viridiplantae; Streptophyta; Magnoliopsida; Lamiales; Phrymaceae.